CAUCUUGAUCAUCUUACCUCAUCUUACCACCCUUCUAUCUUCUCUCUGCUCCAAUUUCUCUCCAUCACCUUUUCAUUUGCCAUCUUUCUCAGCUGCAGUCACCCACCCCUUCAUUCAGGUAAAAAAAUGGUUAUGACAGAUCUGCUAAAACCUGAGGAGAUCAAGAAAGCUCUUGAUGCCUUUGCAGCAGAAACAUUUGACCCUAAAAAGUUCUUUGAAAUGGUGGGAAUGAAGGCCAUGUCAGCUGAAAAUGUCAAGAAGGUCUUUCAGGUUCUGGAUGUGGAUGGUAGCGGAUUUAUAGAAGAAGAGGAGCUGAAGUUUGUACUGAAGGGCUUUUCCAAGGAGGGCAGAGAUCUGACUGACGCCGAGACAAAAGCAUUUCUCACAGCUGCAGACAAAGAUGGAGAUGGCAAGAUCGGCAUCGACGAGUUUGAGGCCUUAGUGCAUGAGUAAGGGGAUAGUUGAACUCCCCUCUUCUUCUUCCUGCUCCUCUUUGUCCCUGCAUUCACAUUUUGUAACUGCUACCUUCAAACUCUUCCUCCCUUUCCUCGCUCUGGACCCCUCACAUGGAGACAGACCAGGCCUGCUCUCUGCAAAAGAAUAACAAAAACAGGCCAACAGGGAGUCCCCCUGAGGAGGAACAUAACAGGCAUAACAGGCACCAGUUUCACUUUCAUUCUUAAUGAUUUCAUGAGGAUAGUCUGUGGUCAAAAAAACAAACAAACAAACAAAAAAAAAACAGGUGGUACUAGUGUUGUAGAUGGUGUAGAUGUUAUAAAGACUCCUUAAAUCUUAAUUUCCUUCCUCUGUAUCAGGUUGUGCAUUGUGUCUUGAUUGGUUUUAUUUCUGGAUGUUCACAUGUCAGUGCACUUUCCUCCCACUCCUCCUCUUUAUCCACCUUCCCUCACCUCAACCACCUCUUCCUUCUCCUCCUCCUCCUCCUCACUCCCUGCCUCUGAUCAGAUCAUGUAGUAAAUAAAAUCAUAUAAGGAGAGCUGCGAAGAGAGAAACGAUCUCAGUAUGAAAUGCUAAUAAUAAAGAAAACUUG
Molecule: messenger RNA, 1048 nt
Organism: Archocentrus centrarchus (flier cichlid)
Lineage: Eukaryota; Metazoa; Chordata; Actinopteri; Cichliformes; Cichlidae
Gene: pvalb7
Product: parvalbumin 7
Exons: 5
Coding region: 127-453 (108 amino acids)
Cellular component (GO): cytoplasm
Molecular function (GO): calcium ion binding
Source: RefSeq, a predicted model, not a curated record